AGCGCCGUGUAGUAAGUUUCAACUGGUUUAUCUUACGCGGUGUCUUUCUUGUGUGUGGUUUCUCUUUGGAUUUUUUUGCUUUUAUCGAGGUUGCCAUGGGGGAAGCCGAGAAGUUUCACUAUAUCUACAGUUGUGACCUGGACAUCAAUGUGCAGCUUAAGAUAGGAAGCUUGGAAGGAAAGAGAGAACAAAAGAGUUAUAAAGCUGUCCUAGAAGACCCAAUGUUGAAGUUUUCAGGACUGUACCAAGAGACGUGCUCUGAUCUUUAUGUAACUUGUCAAGUUUUUGCUGAAGGGAAACCUCUGGCUUUGCCAGUGAGAACGUCCUAUAAGGCAUUUAGUACAAGAUGGAACUGGAACGAAUGGUUAAAACUGCCCGUGAAAUACCCUGACCUGCCCAGGAAUGCGCAAGUGGCCUUGACCAUAUGGGAUGUGUAUGGACCAGGAAAAGCAGUGCCUGUAGGAGGAACGACUGUUUCACUCUUUGGAAAAUAUGGCAUGUUUCGUCAAGGAAUGCAUGACUUGAAAGUCUGGCCUAAUGUGGAAGCAGAUGGAUCAGAACCCACAAAAACUCCUGGCAGAACAAGCAGUACUCUCUCAGAAGAUCAAAUGAGCCGUCUUGCCAAGCUCACUAAAGCUCAUCGACAGGGACACAUGGUGAAAGUAGACUGGCUGGACAGAUUGACAUUUAGAGAAAUAGAAAUGAUAAAUGAGAGUGAAAAGCGAAGUUCUAAUUUCAUGUACUUGAUGGUUGAGUUUCGAUGUGUCAAGUGUGAUGAUAAGGAGUAUGGUAUUGUUUAUUAUGAAAAGGAUGGUGACGAAUCUUCCCCAAUUUUAACAAGCUUUGAGUUAGUGAAAGUUCCUGAUCCUCAGAUGUCUAUGGAGAAUUUAGUUGAGAGCAAGCACCACAAGCUUGCCCGGAGUUUAAGAAGUGGACCUUCUGACCACGAUCUCAAGCCCAAUGCUGCUACAAGAGAUCAGCUAAAUAUUAUUGUGAGUUAUCCACCAACCAAGCAACUUACAUAUGAAGAACAAGAUCUUGUCUGGAAGUUUAGAUAUUAUCUUACUAACCAAGAAAAAGCUUUGACAAAAUUCUUGAAGUGUGUUAAUUGGGAUCUACCUCAGGAGGCCAAACAAGCAUUGGAACUUCUGGGAAAAUGGAAACCAAUGGAUGUAGAGGAUUCCUUGGAGCUGUUGUCCUCUCAUUUUACCAAUCCAACAGUGAGGCGUUAUGCUGUGGCUCGGUUGCGACAGGCUGAUGAUGAGGAUUUGUUGAUGUACUUAUUACAGCUGGUCCAGGCUCUCAAAUAUGAAAAUUUUGAUGACAUAAAGAAUGGACUGGAACCUACCAAGAAGGAUAGCCAGGGUUCAGUGUCAGAGAAUGUGUCAAAUUCUGGAAUAAAUUCUGCAGAAAUAGAUAGCUCUCAGAUUAUAACCAGCCCACUUCCUCCAGUGUCUUCCCCUCCUCCUGCAUCUAAAGCAAAAGAAGUUUCAGAUGGUGAAACUCUGGAGCAAGAUCUAUGUACCUUCUUAAUAUCAAGAGCCUGCAAAAAUUCAACACUGGCUAAUUAUUUAUACUGGUAUGUGAUAGUAGAAUGUGAAGAUCAAGAUACUCAGCAGAGAGAUCCAAAGACCCAUGAGAUGUACUUGAAUGUUAUGAGAAGAUUCAGCCAAGCCUUGUUGAAGGGUGAUAAGUCUGUCAGAGUUAUGCGUUCUUUGCUGGCUGCACAGCAGACAUUUGUAGAUCGGUUGGUGCAUCUAAUGAAGGCAGUACAGCGUGAAAGUGGCAAUCGUAAGAAAAAGAAUGAGAGACUGCAAGCAUUGCUAGGAGAUAAUGAAAAGAUGAAUUUGUCAGAUGUGGAAUUGAUUCCAUUGCCUUUAGAACCUCAGGUGAAAAUUAGAGGAAUAAUCCCAGAAACAGCUACACUAUUUAAGAGUGCACUUAUGCCUGCACAACUGUUCUUUAAGACAGAAGAUGGAGGCAAAUAUCCAGUUAUAUUUAAGCAUGGAGAUGAUUUACGCCAAGACCAACUUAUUCUUCAGAUCAUUUCACUUAUGGACAAGCUAUUACGGAAAGAAAAUCUGGAUUUGAAAUUGACACCUUAUAAGGUCUUAGCCACUAGUACAAAACAUGGCUUCAUGCAGUUUAUCCAGUCAGUUCCUGUUGCUGAAGUUCUUGACACAGAAGGAAGCAUUCAGAACUUUUUCAGAAAAUAUGCACCAAGUGAGAAUGGGCCAAAUGGGAUCAGUACUGAAGUCAUGGAUACCUAUGUUAAGAGCUGUGCUGGAUAUUGUGUGAUUACAUAUAUACUUGGAGUUGGAGACAGACACCUGGAUAACCUUUUGCUAACAAAAACAGGCAAACUCUUCCACAUAGACUUUGGAUAUAUAUUGGGUCGAGAUCCGAAGCCCCUUCCUCCUCCAAUGAAACUGAAUAAAGAAAUGGUAGAAGGAAUGGGGGGCACCCAGAGUGAGCAGUACCAAGAGUUCCGUAAGCAGUGUUACACCGCUUUUCUCCAUCUUCGAAGGUAUUCAAAUCUGAUUUUGAAUUUGUUUUCACUAAUGGUUGAUGCAAACAUUCCAGAUAUUGCCCUUGAACCAGAUAAAACUGUGAAAAAGGUUCAGGAUAAAUUCCGCUUAGACCUGUCGGAUGAAGAGGCCGUGCAUUACAUGCAGAGUCUGAUUGAUGAAAGUGUCCAUGCCCUGUUUGCUGCAGUAGUAGAACAGAUUCACAAGUUUGCACAGUACUGGAGAAAAUGAAACUGGGUUUGGCCCAUCAAGAUGUUUGGUUCAGUAAGAAAAACCACAUUAGAAGCAACCAGUGUGUAUAAUGAAGACUUCCAAGUGACAAAGAAGAGAAUGGCACAUGUUUCCUUGGAUGAGGAACAUUGCUAAAUACAGUCUUAAAGGAUUUGUUUUAAAAUACUGUAUAUAUUUGUUACAUAAUGUAUACAUUAUAAAUGAGAAGCUUAUUUCUGGACAGUGUAUAUUUUAUGGGAAUUCUGGAGAAAUUUUAUGUUGAGAUUCUGAAUUCAAAAUUUUAUGAUUUUUUUUUGUUUGUUUUGUUUUUUCCCUUCUGGCAGUAAUGGGGUUUGAACUCAGGGGUUUGCGCUUGGUAGGCAGGUGAUCUACCACUUGAGACAUACCUCCAGUACUUUUUGCUCUGGUUAUAGAGUCUCAGUUUUUGCCCAUGCUGGCCUAGACCACAGUCUCCCUAUUUUAGGCUGCCCCCCCCUUGCUGGGGUGACAGGUAUACACCACUUAUGUCCACCUUUUUUUCUAGUGAGAUGGGAGUCUCAAGAACUUUUAUUUUCCCUGGCUGAGCAGGAACAAGAAUCCUCCCAAUCUCAUCUUUCUACAUAGCUUGGGAUGACAUGCACAUGCCACCACGCCCAGCUGUUGUUGGUUGAGAUAGGGUCUUAUGAACUGUUUGCGCUAGCUUCGAACCCAUCAUCGUAUCAAUCUCAGCCUCUCAAAUACCCAGGAUUACAGGCAUGGGCCAUAAGCAUGUGGCUUCAUAUCUUUACAUUAGGACUGUAGUUAUAUGAAUUUGGAUUAACAUCUUAGAUUAGAAGGUGUUUCUGCCCCUCUUCUUCCCUCUUUCCCAUCCCUAUUUUAAUUCAUGUUUUACUUAAUUUACAUUGUUUUCAUU
Molecule: messenger RNA, 3651 nt
Organism: Castor canadensis (American beaver)
Lineage: Eukaryota; Metazoa; Chordata; Mammalia; Rodentia; Castoridae
Source: RefSeq, a predicted model, not a curated record